UAAAGGAUGGUCCAUCACAGAGCAGUUACCCUAACGACUUGCCCGUCAGAAACAGCCUCGUCACCCACCUUUGCUCACCGUGCAACACGCACACAUUCGCAUCCUAGAGCAGAACUAACAGGCGCGUUUCAUGCUUUUGUGAAGGGAGACUGUGUGGUUAUGCGCGCUUCGUAUCUCGACUGCUCGGUGUUCCAGCACCGCGCCCGGAUGGAAAUGUGUCUUCCGGGGAGAAGCUGCUUUCAGCCAACGAGACACCGAGCACAACACGCGACGCAGCCCGGACAUCUGCAGUUUUCCUCAGCAGCCUGUCCAAAAACGCACGCGGUUUGAGUCGCACAUCUAUGGCCAAACGACACAACCUGCGUCUCAGCGGAGGGUUUAAGGGCUGUAGGACAUCAGCAAGAGCCGAAAAUCCAGAUUUUGCUAUUUCAUUCUGAUAUUUGUGCCGUCAUUCAUGGAUGUGCACGCAGAGGCUGGUCCGCCGCACGUGCAGACGGUGGAUGAGCCACCGGGAGGCGCCACGGUCACUGUUACCGAGCAGUUUCAGGUCCGGUCGGUACCGGGGUGUGACGGCGAGGAUGACCCGCAGUCGGGCGCCGUCGGAGCUCAAACACCUGCAGCGGUUGAUCCGAUCGCAGAGAUCGAGAGCGAGGAUGGUGCGCGCGCAGAGGUGCACGGAGCGGCCGGUCAGGAUGCGGGGAAUAGAGCGGGGAAAACGGAAACCGUGGGCUCCAGCUGCAGCAACGAGAGCUGCGUUCCGACACCAGGCUGUCGGAUCUGCUUUCAAGGAGCCGAGCAGGGGGAGCUGCUGAGCCCGUGUCGGUGUGCUGGUACCGUUCGGCACGCCCAUCAGCACUGUCUGCUCAAGUGGAUCAGUGAGAAGGGUUCUUGGAGCUGUGAACUUUGCAAUUACAGAUUCAACAUCCUGCCUAUACAUAUCAAACCACCACAACAGUGGCAGUCUGUGACUAUGACGCUGGUGGAAAAGGUUCAGGUCAUUGCAGUGUUUCUUGGUGGCAUCUUCUUGUUGGCUAGCGUGUCAUGGCUGCUGUGGUCAGCACUGAGCCCGCAAGCGUUAUGGCAACGCAGUGACAUCUUGUUUCAAAUCUGCUACGGCAUGUAUGCCGUCAUGGACCUAGUAUGCAUCGGUCUGAUUGUUCAUGAAGGUGGUGCUGUCUAUAACGUGCUGAUGCGUUGGCGAGCGGUCAAUCUUCUCUGGGACGUUCAGAACUACGAUAAAAGUCGCGACCUGGACAACGCGCACGGCCCACAUCGCAACCUGUGGCUGCCUCUCACGAACACGCACACAGUCGCGCACCCGCACACCACCCGACUGGAGUCGUCGCCUCGAUGCCCCCUUCAUAUCUUCUCCAUGUGCCUGAACGUGACCUCUGACCCCUCCCCGCAGGAGCAAGGCUCAGGCGAGCUUGUUGUUAGGGUCACGUCAGUCUGACCUCAAAGAAACUCAUUCAGGGACCAAUCCACUCUCCUUGCACUGCCCUGAGGUGGGCGUGGCUGGCAGAUGGGAGGAGCCUCGGUGUUGGGAGGAGCCUUACUUGAAAAGCACUUUAGAAGAUGCACAAACUGAGUCGAAUACCGAGUCGUAUUAUGCUGUAUUGAAUACUGGAGGAAGUUCUGUCAACAAUUCUGCGUCAGCCUACGAAGCACUCGGCACAAACACACGUACAUGUAGCAUCUGCAAAAUAAUACUGCUCUUGUUGUUUGACAAAUGAAUGUUUGGGUUUUUCAUUAUUGCUGUUCAUGUGCUUGAGUUCAAACAGACCGAGCAUUUUCUGUACCAUCAAAAUAGAUCUUAUGCAUUCCCUAGAUUUCUCUAGCAGCCCAGCACUGACAUCUCAUGUUGCGUGUAUUACAAACAAACUGGAUUAUUAGUCUAGGCUUAUUUAAAUUCAAUAAGUAAUAGCAUUGAUGGUCAACUGAUAGUGCUUACAAAACUGUGAUAGUUAAGCAAAGGCUAUACAUCCUAAAAUCCUAAUAAGAAGGAGCCAUUGUGCCCUUAAAGCGAUACUACAGCCAAAUAUCAAAAUUAACCCAUGAUUUACUCACCCUCCAUCAAUCUGAGAUACAUACGUCCACUAUCUUUCAGACGAACACAUUCGUGUUUUAUGCGAUUGUGUUUACAGGAUUGUGUUUACAGUGCACAAUAUAAUUAUGUUCAUGUUUCACGUGUAAAAAACGUGGUAUUUUUCACACAAUUUACUUAUCUCUAUAGCGCUGUUUUCACUGUCCUAAAAACGGUCUGAUGUCUUCCUUGUUCUAUGAAGUCCCUCCUUCAGAAAUACGUAACGAGUUCUGAUUGUGUAGCUUGUUGUGUAAUUGUGAUUCGAUAGCAAUUAGUUUAGCUUGCCGUUAGCUUAGCUGGCGACUGAUGUAUUCCUGUGGGCGGAGUCUAGUAAAAAACUGUUCUAGUGACGUCAUUAAAGCAGGAAGUAGAGGGCUGUAGUCCAAACUGGCCGUUCGCUGUUAA
Molecule: messenger RNA, 2488 nt
Organism: Misgurnus anguillicaudatus (oriental weatherfish)
Lineage: Eukaryota; Metazoa; Chordata; Actinopteri; Cypriniformes; Cobitidae
Gene: marchf11
Product: membrane-associated ring finger (C3HC4) 11
Biological process (GO): protein ubiquitination
Molecular function (GO): zinc ion binding; ubiquitin-protein transferase activity
Source: RefSeq, a predicted model, not a curated record